AUGUCAAUCAGCUGGGACCCACGACAAAUUCUUGAAAUCGACCUUUUAUCGUACAGAUGCGCUGGAACGAACAAAGAUGGGAGGACAAGAUGUGGGAUGGGUGUCCAAAAAGACUCUCACCAAGCUUCAAUCCUGCUAGAUCGACUUUCCAGAAAGAAUAUUGUCGCUACUGGCCUUGAUCGGGAUACCAGCGAGAUGUUGAACGAUAUCGCCUCUCUUGUUCUUUGUGAUAGAUGGCAUCGUCAGAAGGAAACUUCUCAAGUUCACAGUCUUACUGCUGAGUGGCUUGAUUUGAUAGAUGAUUUCAUCACUGAAUCUCGACACGAAAGAGAAGAGAUUACAGCACCUCCGAGAUACCAAUCACAACUACCAUUCGGACAUUCAUCAAUCAGCGAGGUAUCUCAGCCAUCAAGUGUUAUGGGUGCUUCAAUUACUCUUGGUCCACAACAGCCCGAACAAAUAUCAGUACCAGAUGGUUCCAGCCAGACACUUGCCUCGCCAACAGCUCAACACAAUCCCUCAUCUCUGUUUGAAAUCGGAUUUCAGAGGAUGGGUUUGCUCGCAACCAUCUUGCCAUAUCUUCUCCGGGCCAUUCCACAUGCACGACAAGAAAAUGAGGUAUCGACAGUUGAGAAUCUGGAGACUACACCAGAUACUCCUAGCCGGAUUAUUUCUACACCAUCAGGAGAUGAACCUUCGGAUGAAACUCCAAUUCCUGCCGUUGCCUCUUCACCUUCCACCACCAGCUCACCCACGGUCACUUCCCCCUCAAUUACCUCUCUACCACUCACCAGACGAACAUCCCCUCCUACACUUUCACCAACAACACCCUUAUCCUCAUCCAGCACAUCAUCAUCAUCAUCUUCCACCCUCACCCCAUCGUCUCACCAAACCCCACUCUCUCCACCAACGUCUCCCACCUCAUCACCCACCUCCCCCACACCCCGAGUUCGCAAGCCACUAACCACCGAACCCUGCUACAUUUGCAGCGAAGACUUCGUACCCAACACUCUUCCUUCAGACGUAGAGUGGUGUCGUUGUUGCGGAACCAAUGUGCAUUCCGAGUGUAAUGAGACGUGGUUUGGACAUCAGGAUACGAGGGAGAAGAGUUGUGGGUUUUGUCGAGGAGCGUGGGGUGGAGAUGAGAGGUAG
This is a messenger RNA of Glarea lozoyensis ATCC 20868, 1152 nucleotides long. RefSeq lists its product as uncharacterized. The transcript has 2 exons. NCBI's taxonomy places the organism in Eukaryota, Fungi, Ascomycota, Leotiomycetes, Helotiales, Helotiaceae. The record is from RefSeq and is a predicted model, not a curated record. Gene Ontology annotation, molecular function: ubiquitin protein ligase activity. Bases 1 to 1152 code for a protein of 383 amino acids.